CCUCUUUUCUCACUGCCCCAGUGCACUUCGUCCUCCAGCCUCUUUACACCAGCCCGCGCCCUGCCGGCUCAGGUGCAGCCAGCCCUCCGCUCUCCCUCCAUUAACCUCAGGGCUUCUCCUGCCUCCCUCUUCCCCUUCCUUCUGCAAGCCCUUCUGGCGCUCUGGUGGCCCCUUUCUCCCUCGGGGUGGACUGCAGGUGCAAGAAGCCCCAGGCACCUGCCCUGCCCGGAGGCAGGGGUGGCAUUCAGAUACAAUGGCUGGAGGUGAGAAGAACGCGAAGGCCCUGAGGGAGGUGUGGAAAAGGGCAGAAAACUCCUUGUGCGCAGACUGCGGGAAGCCGGAUCCUGACUGGGCAUCCUCUACCUUGGGUGUCUUUAUAUGCCUCAGCUGCUCAGGAAUUCACCGCAACAUCCCUAGCAUCAGCAAAGUCAAAUCCCUGAAGAUGGACCACUGGGAUGAUGCUCAGGUGCAGUUUCUGGCCAAGCAUGGGAAUGCUGUGACUAAAGCCACUUACGAAGCUCACAUCCCUAUUUACUAUUACCAGCCAACCUACAAUGACUGCCAGGUGCUGAGAGAACAGUGGAUACGGGCCAAAUACGAACGCAAAGAGUUCACCGAGCCAGGAAAACAGCUGCCAUAUACCGAUGGGGUGAAGGAAGGCAUCCUCUGGAAGCGAGGCCGAGACAAUGGACAGUUCCUACCCCGCAAGUUCCUCUUGUCUGAGAGAGAAGGAUGCCUGAAGUAUUUCACCAAGCAGGAUUCCAAAGAACCCAAAAUCAGUGUCAAAAUAGAUGUCAUCAAUGCUACGUUCCAGCCAGCCAAGAUUGGGAAUCCCAAUGGCCUGCAGAUCACCUAUCUCAAAGACAACAAGACUCGGAACAUAUUUGUAUACCAUAAAAGUGGAAAGGAGGUAGUGGACUGGUUCAAUGCCAUUCGCUCUGUGCAGUUCCAUUACCUGAAGGUAGCAUUUCCCAUAGCCAGCGAUAAUGAGAUUAAAAGCCGGCUGACAAGAAACUUCCUGAAGGAGGGAUACAUGGAGAAGACAGGUCCCAAGCAGAGAGAGGCUUUUAAGAAGCGCUGGUUCACGCUGGAUCACCGCAGGCUCAUGUACUUCAAGGACCCUUUGGACGCGUUUGCUAAGGGCGAGGUAUUUGUGGGCAGCAGCGAGAACGGUUAUAGUGUCCAAAAGGGAUUGCCUGCAGGGACACAGGGCAACUUCUCUUGGCACUACGGCCUCACCAUUGUCACCCCUGACCGGGAAUACCUCUUCACCUGCGAGACGGAGGCUGACCAGCUGGGCUGGAUCGCAGCCUUCACUAGUGUCAUCAACCAGGCCAUGACACCACAGGAAUAUGCAAUUGAAGCCUACUUCAAGUUUAAGUCCUAGGAAGCCACGUGGAAACUUCGCUAUUACUCGACUCUACCUGGUCCUCUGGGGUUGGCUGACAAGACAGGAGAGGAAAUCGACAUCAAAGAAACACAGUGCUCUUGCAGCCUCCCCUUUGAAGCACUUUUUUUUUUCCCCCACGGACAUUUCUCUUUGUUCUGGGACCCGAUGAAGCUGCUUCUUUUCAAGUCAUGAGACUGAAUUCUCAGUGCGACCUGUCACUGCUGAGUUGCUGUGAUCUGACUGGAUGCUGGCAGUCCUUGCCUAUCGAUCAGGCCUCGAAUACUUGGCACUUGCCGUGGUGGACAUGGGACCUCACAUCACAUCUGCAUUCAACUGCAGACAGCCACCUGCCUUACGUAAGAAAACUUCUGCCUUGCUGGAGCUGAGGCCCAGUGGGCUGUGGGGGCUGCUGCACUAGGGGAGACAAUUUCAUUACAAGAAGUGGCUUCUCUGCUGGUGACAGAGAUGUGAAACAUCUAGUUACUUGAUCAGCUAGUCUAAUAGCUGUUAAAGGUCACUUAAAAGAUGUAAUCUAACAGCCGACUGUGAAGCCUGUUUCCUCCCGUGUGUAUGGGCUUGAAAGUUUCUUCAGCCCGCAUUUGUUUGGAGCUCAUCUUCUGACUGCUGCUGAGCAGAUUAAGAAACCAGCUCAGUGUUUGUGUGCGUGUGUGUAUGCGGACAAUAUGUGUGUGUGUACAAAACAAAAAAGUGGUGGGAGGUGGAAUAUUGCCUUAGGGAAGAUACUGUGAAGGAUAUUGGUGUUAUUGAAGUUCAGCUGCCAAAUCUGAGUCGCUGCAGUCAAACCGAAGGCGAGAGGUUGGCUCCCGGAGAGACCAGCCUAUGGCACGCCUGCUACAGACUUCAGACUCUCUGUUGCCUUUACUAGAGCCUAGGAAUUGAUGUCUGAAGUAAAGAAUAUGUGGGUCUCUGCUUCCUCACUCUCUGUAUGUCAAAGGCACUUGCAUUCUGAGCUACACAUUCCAUAUGUAUAUGAAUAUUACGUAUCCUGCUAUGCAUUAGUAUAGCAGGGAAGUCUGUAUGUUCACGUCCUUCUAGUAACAGACCUAACCACCAAAUCAACCCAUGAUUCAUAUCUCAGAGAUCAUCUCUUAAAGCUCCCCAGCGUGUUUCACAUGCUGGAAGGACCGGCUGAGUUCUGCUGUUGGCUGUGCUAUCUAAUGUGUCUGCACUUUUACACAGGCAGUGUGAGAAUAGGCAUUUAGGGUGCUAGGGGAAGCUAAGUGGAAUUAAUGAGACAACUAUGAUUUUAAUUAGCUCCUAAAUAAAUGAAUUAAAAAUCCCA
This is a messenger RNA of Anas platyrhynchos (mallard), 2693 nucleotides long. Its product is annotated as arf-GAP with dual PH domain-containing protein 1. The record is from RefSeq and is a predicted model, not a curated record. Gene Ontology annotation, cellular component: plasma membrane; intracellular membrane-bounded organelle; cytoplasm. Gene Ontology annotation, biological process: positive regulation of GTPase activity. Gene Ontology annotation, molecular function: phosphatidylinositol-3,4,5-trisphosphate binding; GTPase activator activity; phosphatidylinositol bisphosphate binding. Lineage: Eukaryota; Metazoa; Chordata; Aves; Anseriformes; Anatidae.